GUCAAACCGGACCUGUCAUUACAAUCAUUGCUGCAGUCCAGUUAUUUGUUUACCGCAUCGCACAUCUCGCCCAAGGAAAGCUGUUUUCUUUCCGAAAGGGAAUACUAUCGAAAUGGGAACAGACGACGUUAGCAAAGGGGAGAAAAUUCUUAACGGGUUUCAAAUCAACUGGAUGAUAUUGCGGGAUGCGGACACGGGUAAAAUUAUCUGGCAAGAGAACAAGGAUUUCUCCUGUCCCGACGUCGAACACGAAGCCAAGGUACCGGUAAAGAUACUUAGUUUGCGUGCCGUGUCACGAGAAAUCAACUUCAGCACCAUCGAAGCAAUGGAAAACUUUCGGCUCGAUCAGAAGGUUCUCUUCAAGGGACGCAUUAUGGAGGAAUGGUUUUUCGAGAUGGGAUGGGUCAGUCCGAACACGACCAACACCUGGCAGUCGACUAUUGAAGCAGCUCCGGAAUCGCAAAUGAUGCCGGCCAAAGUACUGAACGGAAACGUAACCAUCGAAACCAGCUUUUACGAUGGUGAAACACUAAUCAGCAAAUCGGUUGUCCGGUUAUACUACAUUUAGAAGCGGACAGUUCACUCCACACCGGGGGUAGCUAGUGCCGUGCGUUAACUCUAGUGCAAAUGUUUUUCAACGAAACCCUCAUUCACCGCUCGUGUUGAUGGAAUGUACUACAAUCACGCUGAUUCUUAUAAUGACUUGCCCAGUUUCAUGGGACCACAAUAUCUGACAGGGAAUCUUAUGGGCACACCACCAUUGGACCUUCUUAAACUUCUGAAAGGAUCAAAUGGUGCAAUUUUCAACAUCUGAAUCAUUUUGCUGCACAAGCGACUUUUCGUUACGGUACUCAACAAGCAAGUGAGUUAGAAUUUCAACGGAACAAAAACCACCUAGCCACGACAACCACGUCCGAAGCAGGUAGCUUGCGAAUGGUUACGAUUCAUGUUAUGAGUCUUCGUUCAAAUCACAUUCAAGUGCACGCCAUGGUGGCCGCUAAGCUAACAACUAAUCAACUUAAUGAUAAGUUAUCACAGGAUUAAGCACUAUUUUAUGUGUAAGUCAACUUUUUUAUAUUAAUGUAAGGGUCGCAGAACUACUUGCCUAAGUUCAGCUUCAAGGAAGCUGUGUCUCUUAUGUUCUAUGUAAUGAUAAAUAAAUGUCACCAAAUGUACGUAAGCAAUAACCAAACCUGUUUGAUGCUGUUUUAUGUAGAAUUUCAAAUUUUGCUUAGUUUAAAAAUAAAAAAAAA
Messenger RNA from Anopheles funestus (African malaria mosquito), 1253 nucleotides. It is a transcript of the gene PrBP, whose product is annotated as probable cGMP 3',5'-cyclic phosphodiesterase subunit delta. Gene Ontology annotation, cellular component: cytoplasm. The transcript has 3 exons. Lineage: Eukaryota; Metazoa; Arthropoda; Insecta; Diptera; Culicidae. The record is from RefSeq and is a predicted model, not a curated record. The coding region runs from base 113 to 568 and encodes 151 amino acids. Gene Ontology annotation, biological process: sensory perception of light stimulus.